Molecule: messenger RNA, 857 nt
Organism: Ostrea edulis (European flat oyster)
Lineage: Eukaryota; Metazoa; Mollusca; Bivalvia; Ostreida; Ostreidae
Product: proteasome subunit alpha type-2
Exons: 7
Coding region: 74-781 (235 amino acids)
Biological process (GO): ubiquitin-dependent protein catabolic process
Cellular component (GO): proteasome core complex, alpha-subunit complex; proteasome core complex
Source: RefSeq, a predicted model, not a curated record
AAGAUAUGAUAAGAAAUAAAUGAAAUACUUCGUACGAAUUAUCUUUUACUUUUAGUUGCAUUGUCAUUUCAACAUGUCGGAAAGAUACAGUUUUUCUUUGACUACUUUUAGUCCUUCAGGGAAGCUAGUGCAGAUAGAAUAUGCCUUGGCAGCAGUGGGUGCUGGUGCCCCUUCAGUAGGGAUCAAAGCUUCAAAUGGAGUUGUUUUAGCAACAGAGAAGAAACAGAAGUCUAUAUUAUAUGAUGAGAACAGUAUUCACAAGAUUGAAAUGAUAACGAAGAAUGUCGGCAUGGUCUACAGUGGCAUGGGGCCUGACUAUAGAGUUUUGUUGCGAAAUGCGAGAAAGCUAGCCCAGAACUACUACUUAGCUUACCAAGAGAAUAUCCCGACAGCCCAGAUAGUUCACCGAAUUGCCAAUGUCAUGCAGGAGUACACACAGUCGGGGGGUGUCCGUCCAUUUGGUGUGUCCCUGUUGAUUGCUGGUUGGGAUGAAGAUGAGGAGAGACCCUAUCUAUACCAGUGUGACCCUAGUGGAGCAUAUUUUGCUUGGAAGGCAACAGCAAUGGGAAAGAACUUUGUCAAUGGGAAGACAUUCUUAGAAAAAAGGUACAGUGAUAAUCUAGAAUUGGAAGAUGCAGUUCACACCGCUAUUUUGACCUUGAAGGAGAGUUUCGAGGGUCAAAUGACGGAAGACAACAUAGAAAUUGGGAUCUGUAAUAAAGAUGGCUUCCGACGGUUAACCCCUCCAGAAGUUAAGGAUUAUCUCGCGUCUGUACAGUGACAUUUUCAUCUCCAUCUUGUUUUAUUGUGCUCUCAUUACAUGUGACAAAACAAUUAAAUUUUUUGUAUAAAAACAA